ACCAUUACCCAUUUUUCUAAAAAGACAUUUCACUUCCAAAGCUAAGUCACUAGCAGACCCGAGGUUCGGUCAACACUGGGCCCAUCUCAAACCUAUGGUUCGGGAACAUCGAUGAAUGCGAUGCUCAUCCGAGCCUAAAGACUCGGAUUCCAAACCUCUUAAGAUAAAAUUUCCCGCUCAUUCACACUCCAACAGUCCAGCUUGCUUAGUCCAGUGGAGAAAGGGGGCGAAAUUCUGGCACCAUAAAACAAGAGUUUUUCUCUUCUUCGAAUGUGUUCAAUAGAUGCGUUGAAACUCAGAUUAACCGAAUUUUCUUCAAAAAUCUUGAAUUUUUUUCGAUCCUUAAUGGGAAGAUCUUGGCUUAUCAAUGGCAGAGGACUUGCGAGUAAAGUAAAAAAUGCGAGUGCCCCUGCUGCACAUCAAAUCAAAGAUUGUGGGGCAAAGCGGCAAUGCCCAAACUGCCACUACUCUAUUGAUAACAAGGAUGUUUCUCAUGAAUGGCCUGGUCUACCUGUUGGUGUUAAAUUUGAUCCAUCUGAUGCUGAGCUCGUGGAGCAUUUAGAAGCAAAGUGCGGGGUGGGAAAUUCAGAGCAACACAAAUUCAUUGAUGAGUUCAUCCCGACCCUUGAUGUUCACGAAGGAAUUUGCUAUACCCAUCCUGAAAAUCUUCCUGGUGCAAAAAAGGAUGGAAGUAGCAUUCACUUCUUUUAUCGCAUUACUAAUGCAUAUGCAACUGGUAAAAGGAAGCGUAGAAAGAUUCAUGAUGAAAAUAACUUGAUGAAAGAACAUGUACGCUGGCACAAGACGGGAAAGACCAAGGUUGUUAUGGAGAAUGGAUUCCAAAAGGGAUGUAAGAAGGUCAUGGUACUCUAUCAAACUAUUAAGAAGGGGUCGAAGCAGGAAAAGACUAAUUGGGUAAUGCAUCAGUACCACCUGGGCCCUGAUGAAGAUGAAAAAGAAGGUGAAUAUGUGGUUUCAAAAAUCCUUUACCAGCAGCAGAAGCAAUCUGUCAAGGCCAAUGAUUCUUCUGACAAUGAGGAAGCCAGUGUGGGAGCCAAUCAAACUGGGCCUACAACUCCAAAGACGGUUACACCUAAUCCUCCUCGAGAUGGAGAAACCCCUUCCUAUGAUGAUAUUGUGGAUGACUCUUUACCCUUCUCACCUGAUCAGGAAGUGGAAGUUGCCAAAGAACCAGGGCAGCCUUCUGAUGCUAAGAUUAAGUGUGAAAUGGAGUACACCACAUGCUUGGCUGGAGAAUCACAAGCAGCUGAUGCAAAUGAUGUUGAUAAUUCUCUGUUGUGUGAUGAACAUAAUGAUUAUUCAUUUCUUGAUAGUUUUGGACCCAAUCUUGGCCCUUCUGCUGACUACACUCAUAGCACUUGCCAUUUACCACAAGAGAAUGGUAACACAACCUGUGGAAUUUCAGAGUUGGAUAACUUGGAACCGGAUUCUCCUCCAGACUUCCAACUUGCAGAUUUGCCGUUUGGUUCGCAAGAGAAUAUCUUUAGUUGGUUGGACCGGCUAUAGAGAUGAAGGCAAUGAGAUAAUGCUUUAUGCAUUCUGGGAAGGAGAAUAUACUUCAACAAGAUUGUGCUCUUGAACAGCAACAUGAAUCUUUCUUCAAUUUCAGUUUUCGUGGUUUCAGCAUAUCCUUAUAAAAAAAUGCUCAUUUUCCCACCAGUACUACAGGCCACAGAAGAAAAGAAAAAACAGAAAUAUUGGUUGCUAUAUCUACUAUGCUGGAUGAUAUACUAGUUGAAGGAGUUGUUGCAAGAACCUACUACAAUCUACCAAGGAGAUCAAUAUUUGGGAGUCGGAACUGUUAAACCUUAGUUUAUUAAAAUUGGCUCAAAUUUUGAUUUAAUGUUCUGAUCUCUCUUGUUAAGACUCUCAUAUCCUUUCUGUUUUGUUCAGCAUGUUCUGACCCCCAAAUUUUUCGGAAAGUUUCUCGUUUGUACUAGUUUAUAUUGUACUAAAAGUGUGGACUGGAUUCUAUUGCUUUCUAAUGCAUCUUUCAUUGUCUGAUUU
Solanum tuberosum (potato) is the source of this 2028-nucleotide messenger RNA. RefSeq names its product NAC domain-containing protein 8. NCBI's taxonomy places the organism in Eukaryota, Viridiplantae, Streptophyta, Magnoliopsida, Solanales, Solanaceae. Gene Ontology annotation, cellular component: nucleus. Gene Ontology annotation, molecular function: transcription cis-regulatory region binding; DNA-binding transcription factor activity. The coding region runs from base 271 to 1527 and encodes 418 amino acids. The transcript has 6 exons. Gene Ontology annotation, biological process: regulation of DNA-templated transcription. The record is from RefSeq and is a predicted model, not a curated record.